UGUCCCUCGCAGCUUGUCGUUGUGACGUCACACCCAAACAAGAACUAGUUUGCUGGUGAUUAUUACUGCCAGGUGGUUCAAACUAAGUGGAUUUUCUCUUCAUAGCUUACUUUUAUCAUAAUGUCUCAGGAUCCGUGGUUACAGAAUUACGAUGCCAAUUGUCGCUUGGCACAGGAAAUAGCAGAAAACAUUCAUGAACGGAACAGGCAGCAGAGAACAGGGGGGAACCCUGCAAAGAUCAACAUGACACUACGGGCAUCACUGCAGAAGCUCAAACAGAAUAUUGCCCAGCUUAAAGAGGGUUUGUUGCGAGCAUCAUCAACUCGACGCUUAAUGCAGUCGGAAGCUGAUAGGAGGCAGAACCUUAUUGAUGACCUGCUAACCAGAGAGAAGCAGCUCAAUGCCACCUUCAAGGGAGACAUCGCAGAGCCUGAACCUUCCAGGUCAACGUUGAUGGGAGCAGGGGCAGGAACCAGUGGAGGUGUUGUGGCCAACCCCUGGCUGAUCAACGAAUCAGAGGAGACCUCAGGGCUGACCUUUGGAGAGAUCAAACAGCAGCAACAACGAGUCAUCGAAGCCCAGGAUGCAGGCUUGGAUGCACUAGCGGCUGUCAUCAGCAGACAGAAGAUAAUGGGCAAGGAGAUUGGCAAUGAGCUGGAUGAACAGAAUGAAAUCAUCGACGACCUUGCACAUCUUGUGGACAAGACAGACGACAGAAUUCGUAACGAGACACGAAGGGUGAAGCUGGUGGAGACCAAGUCGGCCUCCUGCGGGAUGCUGGUGGUGAUCGUACUGCUUCUUAUAGCCAUCAUAGUCGUCGCCGUGUGGCCUGUGUAGCAGACGAGGACAGCAGUGAUCAUGGACCUGUGCUCAACGACUACUACAAUGAUACUUUGGGGCAGAAGACCAGCUUGAAACCUUUGCAUCUGCAGUACACACAUGUACAGUCAUUUAAACACUUUCUCACACAGAUUUUAUUUAGUUAUUCUUCAUCUUCAUAUUGCGACAAAGGUCACUGGUGGCUGUGUGCAAAUGUGAAAUAAAGACUUAAGUCCUAUAGCAGCACACUUACAUUUUUCUAUACAGUAAAUCGUUGUUUUUUUUUUAAUAUAAAAUAUGUUGCUACAAUGUAAAUUGUCCUCUGUACCAGUUGUUCAAGUGGAUAUUAAAAUGACAAUGUAUGAAAUAGUUAAAUUAUUUGUAGGUUUGUAAGCCUUUAAAAAAAAAAUUGUAGCUUGGACUGUGGCAAAUGUUGACCCAACAGUAGGACCUCCCGCAGGUAGCAGGAGCUUUCCUUUCAUAAGUCUGGAUGUGGUCUGGGCUGAGGCUCACACUGGGCACUGUAAUUCCGCAAGCUUUGCAAUAUUCACACUCCCUUAUAUUUACCCAUGCAUUACUGUAGCAGCUGUAAUGUUAUCAUUUGUCUUGGGAUUUUAUAAUGUUUAUAGAAUAGCUCUCAGCCAAAACAAACAGCUCGGCUGUGUAACUAACAUGGCUGCUUUCCUUCCUUGUAAAUCAAUUCCGCUUGUAAUUUCUAAUAAAUGACGUUUUCAGUUAAUAGUC
This is a messenger RNA of Perca flavescens (yellow perch), 1563 nucleotides long. RefSeq names its product syntaxin 8 (gene stx8). Gene Ontology annotation, cellular component: endomembrane system; SNARE complex. The coding region runs from base 121 to 837 and encodes 238 amino acids. Lineage: Eukaryota; Metazoa; Chordata; Actinopteri; Perciformes; Percidae. The transcript is spliced from 8 exons. Gene Ontology annotation, biological process: vesicle fusion; intracellular protein transport. The record is from RefSeq and is a predicted model, not a curated record. Gene Ontology annotation, molecular function: SNARE binding; SNAP receptor activity.